Messenger RNA from Xenia sp. Carnegie-2017, 2875 nucleotides. RefSeq names its product dynein axonemal intermediate chain 3-like. NCBI's taxonomy places the organism in Eukaryota, Metazoa, Cnidaria, Anthozoa, Malacalcyonacea, Xeniidae. Gene Ontology annotation, molecular function: dynein heavy chain binding; dynein light chain binding. Gene Ontology annotation, biological process: inner dynein arm assembly; cilium movement involved in cell motility. The record is from RefSeq and is a predicted model, not a curated record. Gene Ontology annotation, cellular component: inner dynein arm.
AAGACAAAAUGGCCAAGUAAAAACAGCGAUAUUUUUGUGGAGAUCUUCUCCAUGAUAUAUAUGAUUUGAGAUGUCGCUGGAAAACUCACAGGAUAUUUCUGAAGAGGCAACCGCACCUUCAGAUAUUUUGCCAUUAUUUUUCACAAGUAAAACACAGGAGAUAUUCGGUUGUGUUACUGAUGAACUUGUCACCGCCGAAAAUCCGUUCAAAAUCAUAGAAAAGAAAUUAAUUCUGCAGGAUUUCAAGGAUCGAGCGGCUGUUUCUGACUUUCAUCCAGCAAAGGCGAUUGUACAGGAAUAUCCUGGUGAAGAAUUGUUAGUUGUCUAUGAUGCUGAAUUCAAGUAUGGACAAAAUUUUUAUUUAUGCACCACUGAAGAAUGCAAAGAAAGAAUUUUGCAUCCUGAAGUGUCAGCUGAAGGCGAACAUGAAAUAGGUACAGAAGAAGAAGGCGGAACACAAGAAGAAGAUAUUGUUGUAUGGAAAGGACCAGUAACACCUAGACCUUGGGAAUCUUUUGGUAGUGAACUUGAGGUUCAAGAACUAAAUGUUGUUGAAGCAAGAGAGAGGAUAAAAAUUCGUAUUUGGCGCAAACGCAGAGAAUUUGGCGCUCCUAUUAAACUUUCUGAUCACUCUGAAAAAACAAUGAAAGAUGCUAUUGUCGAGUGUCUUCCCUUCGAAGAUAAAUGUUAUAGCAUGAAGAAACUGAUUUUGGAUAAAGGAAGUCAGGCAAUUUUACGACAAGAAGAAAAAGGCUCACAGACUAAGUGGAAAAAACCUCGAAAUGCUUGGGUGCAAUAUGAAGCAAGAUUUUUCCCUGACAAGGAAAGAAUUCAGGAAGAGAAAUCACCAAGUUUACUGGAAUUUAUCAAGAAUGUUACACCAAGGUUUGAGUUGGCUCUGCAACAAAACGAAAUCAUGGAUGUGUUUUAUGAUGAUUAUCUUAACUUGGGUGACGAUGAUGACGCUUUUGGAUCGAAAGCAGAUAGUUGUAUAAAGGAGUACCAGUCAUUUACGGACCUGUUGUACAGUAAAGAAAAAGUCAUUACUCAUGCUGAAUGGCAUCCUACAGCUAAAGGUAUAAUUGCUGUUUCAUGUUCAGAACAAAUGUCUUUUGAUGAAAGGGUAGAGCAAGCUUCAAGGAUUAUCAUGACACCCUCUUUAAUAUUAAUCUGGAGUUUCUCUGAUCCAAUACACCCUCAGCUUCUAUUGGAAGCUCCUGACGACAUUUUUAUUUUCAAAUUUAAUCCAUCAGAGCCUACAAUCAUUGCCGGGGGAUGUGUCAAUGGACAGGUUGUAUUGUGGGAUUUCAGUAAUUGGAAUGAUCGCUUACUUAGUCAUCGACAAACGUUGAAGGCAAAAAAGAAUACAAUGACGUCACUGCCCGGAUUUGAGGACGAUACAAGCACAGAAACUCCGAUUGUUCGUUACUGCGCUGUUACAGCAAUUGAACAUAGUCACAAAAGUGCUGUUUCAGACCUGCAAUGGAUUCCUGAUCACAUGGAAAUUGGCAGAAUGGGAGUUGUUGUUGAGAACAAAUCUAAUUAUUGUCAUCAAUUAAUGACUUGUGCUGCUGAUGGAAGUAUAUUAUUUUGGGACACAAGACCAAAUAAAUCUGCUCAUCAUAGUCAACUUAUGUCUCCUAUAAAAUCUCCUAUUACUCCAAAUCCAAAUACUUUGAAGCAAUUGGACUUGACUUGGAAAUAUAUUCUCAAGAUAACAGUUGGUCAUUUAACUGUCGGGGAAUUUUGUCCAACAAAAUUCAGCAUAGCCGAGAAACAUGGUGAUCGAUCGUCGAGUAUGCAACCGGAUAACGAUGUCGAUGCAGACUUGAACCUAAAUAGAACGGUGUCCAUGACUGGCAAAAGAGAUCAAGGAAAAAUAUUAGAAAAUAUUCCAACAUUAAUGUUUGUUGGUACCGAAAGUGGUGACGUCGUUUAUAUGGAUUGGAAAUUAUCAAAAGACAGCGACAGUGGCAGGUUUAUAGCGAACAAGCCACAGUUGGUUUUGGCUGCUCACGAAGGUCUCGUGUGCGCCCUUGUACGGUCACCUUUCUUUAAGGACAUUCUUUUAUCUGUUGGUGGUUGGACAUUCACAAUAUGGAAAGAGGGUGUAUCUACUGGUUCAUUACUUGAGUCAGCAUCAUCUCCUGUUAGACUUACCGCAGGAGCAUGGAGUCCUACGCGACCAGGUGUAUUUUUUGUUACUCGUGCAGAUGGCAACGUGGACGCAUGGGAUUUAAUGGAUAAGUCACAUGAACCAUCGUUAACACAGAAUGUAACUGCUGCUUGUAUUACAUGUUUAAGUCCUUUUCAAGUUUCGAAAAAACAGCAGUUAUUGUCAGUUGGCGAUAAUGUGGGAACACUGCACAUUUUGGAAGUUCCAUGGAAUUUACAUCGACCCGCCAUUAAUGAGAAAAAUAUCAUCGAGAAUUUCUUCGACCGUGAAGUUUCACGACUCGCGUUUGUUGAAGAACGAAGAAAAACACGCGCCUUGGAAAUAACGAAAAACAAAGAUGACGAAAAACCUAAAAAGCAAACAGUUGACACGAGGAAACUUAUUGAAGCGCAAGAAAAUGAAUGGGAGACUAAAGCGCGUCAGGAAUAUGAAAAAUACCUAAACAUGGAGAAAGUUUUUCUGCAAGAUCUUGGUUUCCUUCAAGACGACAGUGACAUUUAAAAGGACUUUUAUCUUUUGUAUCUUUUAGUUAAAAGAUGUUUGUAUUUGUACAUGUUAGAUGGUAGCUUUCAAAUAUUUUAAAGGGUAUGACAUCCAAAGAGACAAGGUGGUUAGAUUCAAUACUCACUAGAAAUUCAAAAAUUAAUAUUUAUUGUAGUUUGUGUUUGAAAAAAUCAAGAUUUACUGUAUUUUGAUAAA